CUACAGAUCUACUAUCCCCUUCUUCCCUUCUCCUCUGUCAGCCUCAGCUUCCUCCGACCGAUCUUUCAUCCACCUCGAACCUCUCUUCGGAGCUUCUCGUCUUCAUCCUCUUCUCAACGCAGCCCUCCAACGCCUCCAUCUACCCCUGAAUCCACCUUUUCUUUCUUCACCGCCCCCUUUCUAUCGUUUCUUUAUAGCUAUUUCUGCUGCACCGCCAAAUCUUUUGUGAUAUCGAGCUAACUCGACGAUUUCCUGCUAUUUAUCGAAUCCUUCGAGUUUAAUUGAUGUCUUUCAGGGCUCAAGAGCUGUACAAGAAGUUGGCGCGUAAGGUGGGUAAGGACGUGCCGGCGGAGGUGAUGGAGACGGUGAAAAAGUGCCUCCCUAACAGCAAGAUUGUGAUGGGAAGAGCGAAGCGCGGUAUCUUUGCCGGGCGCCAUAUCCAGUUUGGCAAUAGGAUCAGCGAGGAUGGUGGUAACAAGUUUAGAAGAACAUGGAAGCCAAAUGUGCAGGAGAAGCGCCUCUUUAGCUACAUCCACGACCGCCACAUCCGCAUAAAGGUGACAACCCACGCACUCCGAUGCAUCGACAAGGCCGGAGGCAUCGACGAGUACCUGCUCAAGACACCCUACCACAAAAUGGAUACUGAGCUGGGCAUAUUAUGGAAGGCUAAGGUUGAGAAAAUGUAUGAGGAGUUCAGCAAUAUGGAGGUGGGAUUCUUCUCUCCGGAAGAGGAAGCUAAGAUUGCCAAGGGCUUUGAGGAGUACAAUGUUGCUAAGAAGAAUGCGAGGAGGGAAAGUAGAAGAGCUCUGGCGAGCCAGAAACGGAUUGAAGAAGGGAAAGAAACGGCUGGUGAUGUCAAGGAUGGGGAGGAUGGAGCUGCUGCACCUGUAUCAUGAAGAUGGAAGUGGUGGUUUUUGUAAAUUUUGUUUUGUUGGAAUUAGAUUAUUGAGAGUUUUCUAGCAAUAAUUCUGUGUUUUUUUUUUCCUUUUUUUGUCAUGAACAAUUUAAUGCUGCAAUCCAGAUUUAUGCCAAUAAAUCACUAAUAUGAAUUUAUGAUGGCACGAGCGACUUCAGGUCGGAUUUAGUAAA
This is a messenger RNA of Phalaenopsis equestris, 1089 nucleotides long. Its product is annotated as 54S ribosomal protein L24, mitochondrial. Gene Ontology annotation, cellular component: mitochondrial large ribosomal subunit. Gene Ontology annotation, molecular function: structural constituent of ribosome. Bases 285 to 896 code for a protein of 203 amino acids. The transcript has 2 exons. The record is from RefSeq and is a predicted model, not a curated record. Lineage: Eukaryota; Viridiplantae; Streptophyta; Magnoliopsida; Asparagales; Orchidaceae.